Molecule: messenger RNA, 2600 nt
Organism: Danio rerio (zebrafish)
Lineage: Eukaryota; Metazoa; Chordata; Actinopteri; Cypriniformes; Danionidae
Gene: arf2a
Product: ARF GTPase 2a
Biological process (GO): vesicle-mediated transport
Cellular component (GO): Golgi apparatus
Molecular function (GO): GTPase activity; GTP binding
Source: RefSeq, marked provisional
AUUUUGUUUUUAGCGGUGAGGAGGAGAACCGGAAAAUUGUAGCGAAAACUGCACCAAAAGAUCUGCCAUCAUGGGGAAUAUGUUUGCAGGCCUAUUUAAGAAUCUCUUUGGGAAGAAAGAGAUGAGAAUUCUGAUGGUGGGCUUGGAUGCUGCCGGAAAGACCACCAUCCUGUACAAACUGAAACUGGGAGAAAUCGUCACCACCAUCCCCACUAUUGGUUUUAAUGUUGAGACAGUAGAGUAUAAGAACAUCAGCUUUACAGUGUGGGAUGUGGGCGGUCAGGAUAAGAUCCGACCGCUUUGGAGGCACUAUUUCCAGAACACGCAAGGCCUGAUUUUUGUUGUGGACAGUAAUGAUAGGGAGAGAGUGAAUGAGGCGAGGGAGGAGUUGACAAGGAUGCUGGCAGAGGAUGAGUUGAGAGAUGCUGUGUUGCUCGUCUUUGCUAACAAACAGGACCUGCCCAAUGCCAUGAACGCAGCUGAGAUCACAGAUAAGCUGGGCCUUCAUUCCCUGCGUCAUCGUAACUGGUACAUCCAGGCCACCUGCGCCACUAGCGGUGAUGGCCUUUAUGAAGGGCUUGACUGGCUCUCUAACCAGCUCAAAAACGCUAAAUGAUCCAUUCCACCUUUUCUUCUUCUGUCAGCGCUGUGUGUGUGUAUGAGUGUAUGUAAAAGGCGAUAGCACUGGUUUCAGUCUCUUCUGGUUGCCCAGUUUAUUCAUUUCCUUCUCUUGUCCAGUCUUGUAUACGUCAGAGACUCUGCCCAGUGCUGUCUAAAUACACGUGUGUGCGUGUGUGUGUGCGUGCGUGCGUGCGUGUGUGUGUGUGUGUGCGUGUGUGUGUGCGCAUGUGUGUGUGUGUGAACUGAGGGUGGGAGUAGCCUUGCUGUGCCUUUUCAAAAUAGACACUCAGCGUACAGCAUGGUUCUCUCUUUCUCUCUCUUCUCUCUCCUCUCCCCGUGGUUUUCUGCACGCAAAGAAUGACCCAGGAUGUUAAAUAUUUCUGUUACCUAAUACACUGAAACCAGAUUAUAGGCCUGAUUUUUCUUCCCUUUCCCAAUGUUUAAAGCAAUCACGCAUGACUUAAAAAAUGUUACAAGGUGUGAGUUGCCAUCCUUUGACCCCCACAUUUGAUAAAACUCAUUGUAACCUGCAUCAGGUUGGGAAAAUAAAAGAAGGAACAAAAAUCAGACAAUAAAGUGACAUUCUGUUUUCCAUCCAUUCUUCUUCGCGUUCUUUGAAAAUCAUGCUAACGCUUUCAGGUAGGUCACAUGAUGCUUUCCAUGUGAACGUCAGCUCGAUUUCUCUACUGCCUGUGAAACAUUUCGUUGGACUGAAAGACGUCUUAAACUAUCACUGGUGGGGAAGAAAUCAUUUGACCCUGUGUGUCUGCUGUAGUAUCAGAUCAUCCAAUCAAAUCCCAGGCACUAAUAACAGCCUUACAUGUGUUUGGAUUGGCAUGUAAGCGGCGGCUGCAGAAGUGUUUGUGGGAGUAUGGAGGGAGUGAGCGCCUUCUGCUGGAGCAGCGAGGCCUUUCGCGAGCUGCUCCCACUCCAGUGAUCCUUCUUUUAGCUCUCUUUCUUUAUUUUUAUUGAUGAUGUGAUAAUUAUUUUUUUUUUGUUUUGUUAUUGCGGUCUCUUUCGAGGUGUCCUCCAUCAUAUGUACAGUCAGAAUCUCAUGAGCGUUCAGGUGAGGCCACUAAGGGCUUUUUAGGAUGCAUUAUUUUUUCCCUUUUGUAAUCUCUAAAACCGAGAUGCAUGAUCGAUCGAUGGCACACUUGCCUGUAAGCUUAAGUGGUUGUUUCUGAUUUUCUUUGAGUGAGAGAAUUUUAGAACAGCUUUAGGUUAAAAUGCAAACUUAUCCAGCCAGCCUCCCUUUUCCAUAUUUCACAAUUUCCUCAUUUCCAUCCGUCGAUGGCUGCUCUACCUGAUGCACCAGUUUAUUUUGAAAAGUGUCACUGAUAGAAACAAGCACCAGCAAAGAGAUGUUUGCUUUGGGAACGUGUACACGCUUCUUUUAAUAAUCCAAAACUGACAAACCUGUUUGUUUCUUUUCCUCUUCUUCAUAUUCCAAAGGCAACUGCAGUGUUGAAUGCAGCAUCUGUAAAGAUCCCAGUGGUUUAAUCCUUUACUGACCUCUCACAAGGGAAUAGGUGACGUUUUACCUUGUGUGAAACUUGAUAGUGACAUGAAUGCAUUUGGUUAGUUUAGUUUUCCUCCCCCUUUGUCUGUCAUCGAAAUUCAUGUCUCAUAACUCUAAUAAUGUUUAUAAUUUGUUUUUUUCUUGGCCUUUUAGUUCUUAUGAUACAGAUCUACUGUAGUAGAAAGAUUUAUUUGAAUAAGCAUCAUCUAUGACAAGUAAUUAAAGUGUAUGAACUUAAGUAUGAAAAUGUAUUUAGCUUGCAGAUUUCAUUUAGCUAUCCUAUGUUCAGAUGUGAAGCUUUAAUUUCAACAAUUCUGUAAAAUAAUAGGAGCAAGGAACGUGUGCAUAUGUUUUGUUUUCUUUUACUGAAAUGGUUUUUGUUUUAGCUUCUUUUUUUUUAAAACCCAUCUUGUAACAUCUGAUAAAUGCACUAUAAUAAAGAGAUCUCUAUUACAACUUA